Molecule: messenger RNA, 2238 nt
Organism: Colletotrichum lupini
Lineage: Eukaryota; Fungi; Ascomycota; Sordariomycetes; Glomerellales; Glomerellaceae
Product: alpha-galactosidase
Exons: 7
Coding region: 1-2238 (745 amino acids)
Biological process (GO): carbohydrate metabolic process
Molecular function (GO): hydrolase activity, hydrolyzing O-glycosyl compounds
Source: RefSeq, a predicted model, not a curated record
AUGGCCGUCUGCAGAUCUCGAAAGCUGCAUGCCACCCACGCCCAACAAACACAACCCCGCCAUGGUGGACUGGCCCGAGAAUUCCGUGUCUGGCUAGGAUUCUCCAACUUUGGACGAACAGGCGGAAUUGGCCUCUUGUCGUUGGGCGACUAUUCAAAGGAUUUGAGCUUUCCCCUCAUUCUUGUCAUGCACGCGGCCCCAUCUUUCCUCGGACGGCGAUCCUCCGCGUAUCUGGGGCCUCACCCCCACCAACAAUUGAAGAGUAUUUUGUUUCUUUUGAGGUUCCCCCUCACGGCCUGGUCCAACGAACCUAGAUUCAUCAACGCUGGAUCAUCUACCUUCCACAGUAACCUUAAGCGAUGGGCCCAGGAUUUUGGAAUAACCGGCCCAAGAUGUGUCGUGAGCGAAGAACGGCGAUCGGCGCUGUCACCUUAUUCUUGGCCACCGCGUGGCCAUCCGCCCAUGCCCAGCAAUGGAACUGGGAUGAACUUGGGGUAUGUUGCAUUCUUCCACUUCGCGUUCGAUGCGACUGAGGGGUUGUCGGAUGGGAUGGUGGAUGUUUGUCCUCCCGUCUAUAUGAUCCCUCAAAGCCACUUUUCGGGUUCCUUUCUCAUCCCGCCGGCUCAGCUCUUCUUCAGCAUUGUCUUGCAAAUCUUGUGGAGAAAGUACAGCUCUACCUGCCAUAAGCCGGAACCCCUCGACGUAUUCGCAAUGCGCUCGGCCAUCCUCGCCGCCGUAGGCCUGUCCUCUACGGCCGCGGCACUUGUCAGCCGCGACGGCAAGACCGGCCGUCUUCCCGCGCUGGGGUGGAAUUCGUGGAACGAGUACGGGUGCGACAUCAACGAGACGGUGUUCCUCACUGUCGCGCAGCACAUUGUGGACUUGGGGCUGAAGGAUCUGGGGUACGAGUACGUCAACAUCGACGACUGCUGGAGCGACAAGGAGUUGCGGAGGGAUAACGUCACCAAGGAAAUCAUUGUCGACAAGGUGAAGUUUCCGCAGGGGAUCAAGCAUACGGUGGAUAAGAUCCACGAGUUGGGGUUGAAGGUUGGGAUCUACAGUGAUGCGGGAACUUCUACUUGCGGCGGUUUCGAGGGAUCGCUAGGCUACGAAGAAAUCGACGCCGCCACGUUUGCGAAAUGGGGUAUCGACUGUAAGUUCCAUCACCGUUCGCCGUUCCACUCUCCCUGCGUCAACGUCAUCCCUCAACUUAACCCCUCCAAACCCCUCCAUCGUCCCUUAGACUCAUCGCAAAACACAUUAUCGGAUCAACGUUCUAACAGGCAAUUCACUUUCUCCACAGACCUAAAGUACGACAACUGCAACGUCCCGAAAGAAUGGUUCGACGACUGGAAAUACGUCCCCGAACUCUGGCUCGGCGGACCCCCCAACGAAAACCAAGACAACGGCGACCCCGCCAACUCCAAGACGGGUCUUCCGGCCCCCGCAGGCUACGACUGGUCGACCUCCUUGACGGCAGAACGCUAUCGCAUCAUGCGCAACGCCCUCCUAGCCCAGGAAAGGACGAUCCAGUACUCCCUCUGCGCCUGGGGCCACGCCCACGUCGAGGCCUGGGGUAACGAGACGGGCCACAGCUGGCGCAUGUGGGGCGACAUUUACCCAGAGUGGUACGGCCAGCACCAGUGGUCCUGGGGCCUGAUGCCGAUUUUGAAUCACGCUGCCUUCUGGAGCGGUCCCGACGUGAACGGGUUCUGGGGCCACGGGGACUGGGACAUGCUCGAGGUCGGCAACGGGAACCUGACGCUGCAGGAGAGCAGGAGCCAUUUCGCGUUUUGGGCCGCGCUGAAGAGUCCGUUGAUCAUCGGGACCAAGUUGGAGGGCAUUCAGCCCGAGAUUUUGCAAAUCUUGUCCACGAAGGAGCUGGUGAAAUUCAAUCAGGAUCCGGAGUUCGGGGCCGCGGCGCAGCCGUAUAAGUGGGGGGUGAACCCGGACGGAGCGUGGAACAUUACGCACCCUGCCGAAUUCUGGUCCGGGGCUUCAGUGGAGGGGACACACGUGUUUGUGCUCAACACGCUGAGCGGCACCGAGAAUAAGACGGUCGCGUUCAAGGAUGUUCCUGGGCUGGAGGCCGGGAAGAAGUAUGUUGUGCACGACAUGUGGGCUGGCAAGGAUCUCGGCGUGUUUGAGGACAAGUACAUCGUAGAACUGGAGAGUCACGAUACGGCUGCUUUGAGGAUCAACGAGGUCAAGUGCGUGAAGAGGGCGGCACGGGGAUGA